UUACGCCCACCACGAUGACCAGUAUAUGAAGAGCGGGUCAGAGCCCACAAAUUACCUAUAUGUACGUAAGGGUUUAGCAGAAUUACAACAAGAAAUAGAUUUGGCCCACAUUUGGCUGACCACUGGCCAACCAAUCGCCAACAAUGUGAACAUAACUGGCCAUCAAAUGCCGUUCCCAUCGAUUACAGUGUAUAACAAGAUUCAAACGCCAAGAAAUCUAGACAUGAAAUACUAUGUGGUUUUAGUAAUACUGUUUGAAUUGUUGGUUAUGUUACCCGUUAUAGUGAAGCGUAUCGUUGAGGACAGACAGACCCGGAUUACCGACUAUUUGUUUCAAAUGGGUGUCCAAAGGGUCGACCACUGGUUCUCCGUUAUAAUCGACGCACUGGUAGUGAUUGGCUUACAAUUAAUCAUAAUAUUGUUGAUAUUGUCUUACGAUAACAUCACUUACUAUACGGACUAUAGACGUGUGGACACCGUUUACUCGCAUUCACUACUGGACGGCAUAUCUGUGCCAUUAUUUGUCUCAUUUUCGCUGCUAUUUCUCAUACAAAGUAUACUAUUUGUGGCCUUAAUAUCGGUUUUCUUCCGCAAUCCAAACCUCGCAGUGAUUGUGACGAUAAUCGCAUGGAUUAUCACAUUUGCCAUUCCUAUCGCCUAUACCUUCCUAUUCAUAGGGAAGUCACGUCCGGUGCUGUCCGACACCGGACUUGAAGUGUUUUCAUGCCUUUUACCCAAUUGUGCCCUCUUUUGGUUCAUUCAUAUAUGCAUUGGACUCAUAGUGAAUGCCGAGACGGGAGCCGAUUGGGCCCACGUGUUUGAAUCAGGGUACUUUUUUGAUCACAUGAAUGUCAGCCAAGUGUUGGCAAUGAUUGUCAUAUCUCGCGACAAAGUGUGGGAACCGAUGGUUGAAAACGAGGCGAUUAUUCGUAUAAAUAAUUUGCGCAAAACUUAUAAAACAAUGUUUGGCUUAAAAUCGGACACAAUUUUAAAGGGAAUAGACUUUGAAGUAAAAGACAAGACAAUUGCCGUACUUUUGGGACCAAACGGUUCGGGAAAGACAACACUAAUCAACAUAAUUACCGGUUUGAUUGGCUUUAAAGGACAGGUGACUAUCGGUAGCCAUCAUAUCAUACGUGAGCAAAGUUUAGUGCAGAAUAUGACCGGAAUUUGUCCGCAAGAAAACGUUUACUUUAAAUACUUGACAAUUAGAGAGCAUUUAAUGCUAUUCUCGCGACUAAAACACGCCAUCCGUGACAGCGAUGACGGAUAUAGUGGUCAACAUUUAAUGCUAUUCUCGCGACUAAAACACGCCAUCCGUGACAGCGAUGACGGAUAUAGUGGUCAAGAGUUGGUCCGACUCUUGAGUCUCGAGAAAGACCUAAACAAAGAGGCGUUUCAUUUGUCGGGCGGAGGACUGAGACGACUGGUGCUGUCGAUGGCUCUCAUCGGACACAACGAUGUCUUAGUAUUAGACGAACCGACGGCUGCUUUGGAUCCGCGGAUCCGACGACAGGUUUGGGAUCUGAUUAUUGCUUCAAGAAAUGCCGGCAAAACUGUUUUAAUCACUUCACACGACUUCGAAGAAGCGAAUCUACUGUCGGAUCAAAUCUGUAUCAUCUCUGAAGGUAUGGUUCGUUUCAAUGGAUCCACUCUUGAGAUGAAAAAGCGAUUCAAUUCCGGAUACGAACUCAAAGUUUGCAAAUCUAUUGAAAUGCAAACCGAGAGUAAAAUAACGGCAAUUAUUGGAAAACUUGUCGACUACUCUUCCGGCGAAAGUCUUUACAACUAUUUUCAUAACAUAUUGUUUGGCGUUUCGGUUAAUAUUAGCGCCGAUUAUAAGUCAAUGGAUGUCAACGUUUGGCACAAUUAUAUCGCUUAUCAUUCACUCCCGAUAUCAUUGAAUCUAAUGACAAACACUUUGCUCAAGACGUUGACCAAAGAUAAUGAUUACACAAUUAGUGUCUCUCACGAGGCCUUACAGGAGAUUCAAAGAGGAUAUGACAAUAAUUUUGGCCAACGAUUCAGCGCUCAAGAGAUUAUUGUGGGAACAGAUUAUGUGAUCUUCUUAUGUGUUUUCUCCUUCACUUCCGCCGCAUAUACAUAUCUGAUGGCCAGUGAUCUGUCGAUGACAUCCCUAUACCUAUCAUUCCUCUGCUAUGGUCUGGCAUUCAUACCGUUUGCAUACUUAAUAUCAUUUAUGUUUACAAAACCGUCGACUGCUUUCACAUUCAUAUCAUUGUAUAAUAUAAUCGUCGGAACAGUUGUUAUACUCAUUGAACUGACGGCCAGUUAUUUCCGGCCGACAUUUAUCAUGAAGUUAUUGACACUUUUGGCACCGAAUGUACUGUUUCUCAAUUGCAUCGACUUUUUGCACCAAAUAUUGUUUAUAAAUACCAUUUGUCCGGCGAUGGAAAGGGAGGACCCCCUCCGGAGCUACUGUCCGAAGGGUCGGGAGUUUUACGUUUACGGGGCGAAGAAGUUUUGCUGUCGACCCGUAUGUAACACAACCACUGAAUUGGAUUUCAAACACUACUCAAUAUAUGAGUUAAGAGUACAACACUUUGACACCAAUUGCCAUCAGUUUCUCAAUCCGUUUGAUUACAUCAGCGCUUAUUUCAUACAUUUCCUGUUUUAUGGCGUGAUUUAUAUGUGUAUUGUAUUCACGAUUGAAACCAAAUUUCAUAAAACAGUAUAUAAUUUGAUGAAGAAAUACUCCGCCAUUAGGGACGACAUCGAUGUCCACGACUUGAAUGCCAUUGAAUUGCAAGAAGUGAUCGAAAGCCCGGAUUUGAGACAAGAAUACGAAACGGUUUCGCAAUUAAUAAGGAGUGAAAACUUUGACAGCGUUUCACUUAUUUGCGAUAAAUUGACUAAAAAUCUCAACAAAAAGACUAUUAUUCCGAAUGAGAUGUCGUUUGUGGUGAACAAAGACCAGUGUUUCGGUCUUUUGGGGACCAAUGGCUCGGGAAAGACGACUACUUUCCGGUUACUGACCGGCGAUCUCGAGAUGGACUCCGGGAACGCAUACUUGGGCUCAAACGCCGACCUAAUGGCCAAUAAGAGACAAUUUUACUCACGAGUCGGUUAUUGUCCGCAAACGGACGCCCUUUUGGAUCAAUUGACGGGAAGACAAACACUGGUAUUCUUCGGGCGAAUCCGCGGACUUCAGACAAAAGCGCUGAAAAUGUUUAUCAAAAACAUUAGCGAAAAGUUUGAGUUAAAGACAAUUAUCGACAAAAGAGUGUCCACUUAUAGCGGCGGUAAUCGGCGUAAACUAUCCCUCGCUGUGGCAGUGAUGGCCAGUCCUCGGCUCCUACUGCUGGACGAGCCGACCACUGGUGUCGACCCGUCGUCUCGACUGUCCAUUUGGCGACUGUUAAGAGAUUUAGUCGUUUCGUCCAAAACUUCAAUUCUGUUGACUUCGCAUAAUAUGAUUGAAUGCCAAACACUAUGCGAUCGGUUGGCGAUUGUGUCCAAAGGUGUGAUCAAAACCAUUGGAUUCACUGAUGAGCUGAAGAACAGGUACGGCAAAGGGUUUGAUGUGAUCCUAAAAAUCAAUGGCGAAACGAGUGAUGAGAUUAUCUCCACUUUGAAGUCACGAAUGCAUGACUUGUUUGGCGAUAAAUGUGUGGAAAAGUACAGCAAUUUGUGUGUCAUUUACUAUAAUCUUAAUCUGGAUUUAAAAUUAUCGCAAAUUUUUGGUUCAUUGGAAACAUUGAAAUGUGAACUCAAUUUAGAGGACUAUUUGGUGACCAACUCUUCCCUCGAACAGACAUUCCUCGCAAUCACUCAAACAAAUACCACUUCUCUA
This is a messenger RNA of Medioppia subpectinata, 3814 nucleotides long. NCBI's taxonomy places the organism in Eukaryota, Metazoa, Arthropoda, Arachnida, Sarcoptiformes, Oppiidae. The record is from the annotation of a GenBank genome assembly.